UGCAGGCGAUUUGUGCUAAAUGUCUAGCAGCAGCACGACCACGCUGAUUGUGAAGGACAGUUUGGGAGAAAGGAAUACCAUUUGGUCGUAAAAUGAUAUACAUUUGUAAGAUUUAAACUCUCUGCAGUUAUGUCAGAGAGUAACCCAGACAGCUAGGUUAACAACACCCGCCUAACAUCAUUAGCCAGCAAGCUAGGCUAACUAGCUAGCUAGUUUUGGGGGACAUUGCGCCUCCUAACCUGCUCAGCCGUUAUCUAUUUAUUUGCCUUUUGUUGCCUGGACAGUCCAGCUUCUCAUUGUCGUGCUUUCAUUGAACGGAGGAGCUUAGCGGACUGGAGCUGUGGGGGGCCCGCGGACAAACCCCCUGCCCUGGGCGUCCAGGCGGACGGAUCACGUAGACACGCGGGCCGUGGGAGAAAAUAAGGAGGCGCCAUGGCCGAAAUCUCCGCCCUAAUCCCCUCACCUCCAGCUAUAGGUGACACACAUGCUGCCCCCUCCUUCCCCAUACCCUCUACUGCCCCCCCUCCUCCCAGCAGCACCACCCCAGAGCCCCCUAAGGAGUACCCCGUCCCCAAGUCCUCUCUGUACGGUGACAAAGCUUCUCUGACAUUAACUGUACCAGGAGAGACGCUUCCUUCUCACCCUCCUUCUCCCAAGUCUCCCAAGAGAGGGGGGAGAGGACCUCCACCGAGUCCCCCCAAACGCGUCUCAUCAGCGUUAACUCCAGAGACUCCAGUGCCCCCACCUCUAAUACCCCCAGAGAGACCUGCCCCCGUACCUGUAAUAGCCCUAGAUACUCCUGCCAUCCCACCUGUAGAUGUAGCAUUGCGGCAGAGGGAGGGAGUGAAGGAGACAGACAUGGAGGCAGGGGCCAGCCCAGUGUUGGCUGUAAAGCAGGAACUGAGUAACCCAGGGGGCAAGGAGUUGUUAAAUGGCCCCUCAGAGUGCCCUACACAGGCCCACAGUGAGCAAGAGGUACAGGGGGUAACACAGCAGACUACCAGCCCCUCCUCUUGUCUUAAUCUCACCCCUAAUCUCUACCCCAGUGUUCAUGUCACUGUGAACACUAAUCCUGCUACUGAUUAUGCUCAGCCUCAGUCCAUGGUGCAAUCUCCUCCUCCUCCUGCCCCCACUCACACUCCCCCUCCUCCAGACUCUACCCAAACAGCAGCAGCUGCAGCCCCUGAAGCACAACAUCCUCAGCCACCAAAAGAAAGCCAAAACCCUCACCCCCAUCCCAAACUGGACACCCCCAGCCUGUCUCCCAUACCUGAGACCUCAAGCCAAUCUCCCAGAAGGGCAGAGCUACCCAACACCCCCUCCAGAGCAGGGCACCCCAGCCCUCCAGUGAUCCAGGAACCUGUCUCCCUCUCCCUGCCCUACCCCAGAGUUCCAGCCCCAGACACCCUCAGCUACCUUGAGUCAGCCAGCAUGAUGUCAGGGACCCUGGACUCUCUGUCUGGCCUGGGGGAGGAUGGAAGCUCUAUUGGGUCAGACUCAGAGAUCAACGGCCUGGCUGUCAGACGCACUGACAAAUAUGGCUUCCUCGGCGGGAACCAGUACAGCGAGGGCAGGUGGGCAUGUGAUAAGGACAUCAGAGUUGAUGUAGCACGGCAGAGAGAGCUGAAAUGGCUGGACAUGUUCAACAAUUGGGACAAAUGGGUCUCAAGACGCUUCCAAAAGGUGAAGUUGCGCUGUAGGAAGGGGAUCCCCUCUUCUCUCAGGGCUAAAGCCUGGCAGCUGCUCUCCAACAGCAAGGAGCUCCUGGACUCCAACCCCGGCAAAUUUGAGGAGUUGGAGAGGGAGCAGGGAGACCCUAAAUGGUUGGACAUUAUAGAGAAGGACCUGCAUAGACAGUUCCCCUUCCAUGAGAUGUUUGCUGCUCGCGGUGGACACGGGCAGCAGGAUCUGUACCGGGUACUGAAAGCCUACACAGUGUACAGACCUGAAGAGGGAUACUGCCAGGCCCAGGCCCCGGUGGCUGCUGUCCUGCUCAUGCACAUGCCUGCUGAGCAUGCCUUCUGGUGUCUGGUGCAGAUCUGUGAGACGUACCUGCCUGGAUAUUAUAGCGCUGGAUUGGAAGCAAUCCAGUUGGAUGGAGAGAUCUUCUUCUCUCUGCUACGUCGUGUCUGUCCCAUGGCCUACCGUCACCUGAAGAAGUUUAAGAUAGACCCCAUUCUCUACAUGACCGAGUGGUUCAUGUGUGUCUUCUCACGCACCCUGCCGUGGUCCUGUGUGCUACGUGUGUGGGACAUGUUCUUCUGUGAGGGAGUGAAGAUAGUGUUCCGUGUGGGCCUGGUGCUGCUCAAGCAGAUGCUUGGCUCUGUGGAUAAACUGCGGGAGGUCCAGGGCAUGUACGAAACCAUGGAGCGCCUCAGGAACAUCCCACCUGAGUCUGUCAAAGAGGACCUAUUGGUGCAGGAGGUGGUGUCCCUGGCGGUGACCGAGGCUCUGAUCGAGAGGGAGUGCAGUAUUCAGGUAAGGAAGUGGAGGGAGUCCAGGGGCGAACUGACCCACCAGCCUGUCCGAAGGCUCCACGGGACACGGGACAUCCACGAGCACAAGCGUCGGGCCUCCGCCAUCAGCUCCGGGGGUAGCUUCUCCUUCCUGGGGUCCAUCCCCCCUCCAGGGCCCCUCAGGGCCUCCUCCAGCCUGCUCUCCCUCCCCGGCUUCCGCAAGUCCAAAACUCCCUUCUUCUCUCAGAAGAAGGGCUCCUUCUCUGGGGCCUCUGGGAUGGAGGCCAUGCAGCGACAGAACCCCUCAGCGGCAGCUUCAAGCCCACCCAGAGGCCCCGCCCACAAACCACCCAUGUCUAGUGGCUCUGUAGCUAGGGCGCCUGCCUCUCAGAGUCCUUUGGUUGGGUCUGGUCAAGGCCCCUCUUCUGGCCCAUCCAAGACCUCAGCACAGAGCCAGCCUGGUGCAUCAGCCCCAGUACACCAUACACCACCCAACACCCUCUCCCCCAAAAUCACCUCUGAGCAGAUCACACCCACCAUCCCAUCACCCACCGCUAACAACACCCCUCUGCCCCCGUUCCCAGACGGAGGGAGAGGAGGAGGAGCAGCUACAGGAGGAGAGGAUGACAGGAAGAAGAAGAAGAGCAAGGAAGACAAGAAGAAAGAGAAGGAGGAGGAGAAGAGGAAAGAGAAGGAGAAGAAGGACAAAGCAGACAAGGAGAGCCAGAAGAAAGAGAAGGAGCGGGCAGAGAAAGAGAAGAAAAAGGAGAAAGGGGGGAAGAAAAAGGACAGAGCUGGAGGAGAGGCAGAAGAGAAGAAUGGAGCCACAGCACCAAGAGAUUCGGCCUAGUUUAUCCUGUUAUUCCUUCUGAAAGAAAACAGGGAAGGAAAAAAAGAGGACAUGGAAACAAAAGACCCCCAGAAGUGGAACGAAAGAGAGAAAAGGAGAAGGCCUCCUGUACAGUGCAUCUUGAGGACUACAUAUAGUCAGGAUGAUUUUGGAGACAUCUGGAUCAUGGUUUUAUUAGCGCCCCUGGGGUCAUGCCCCCCCCCCCCCCCCCCCAUACAACCCCCCCAUGCUUUCUUCAUCAAUGAGUUUGAAUAAUUAAGAUGGGACACGUUUCCUUUUGCAACUGGAGAAUUGUCUGUGUGGUUCACAAUGGAUCUCCCAAGAUCACACAACUGUUUUCUCAUUUAGUUUUUUAUUUGAUUUAGUUUUUAUCAGACUAAAGCUGGUGGACAUAGAGUAGGUGGGAGUUAUAGAUUGGGUGCAAUUGGAUGUAAAUAGAACAUCCUAAAUCCAUGUAGGAUCCUUAAGUCGUUCCCCAUAAUGCCCUGUCAUGUCCAGUUUGUGGUCAGAUGUCCAACUGGAAUGCCUGCAGAAAAAAAGUAAACAAUUGAAAUAUAUCUCAAACCCAGGCACUAAAAGCUGUGAUUGCUGGUAGUACUGUGGUAUUUGGAUGUCUGGGAGGGCCUAUUUAUUGUAGUGUUGUGUGAGUGUGCCUUAGUAGCGUAGUGAACUGUUACCGUUCAAUAUUGCCACCCAGUUUCUCUGCUCUUUCUCUCAUGUCUUUGUCUUCCUCUUUUUUGAGUUGCUUGUUUUCUCCCCCCUUUCUCUCAUCUCUUGAUCUCUAGUCCUCUGACCAGUGACAGAGGAAUAUAAUCCCAACAGGUAAAUGGAGAGAUGUACACUGCGAUAGGGAGGGGUUUGUAAGGAGAGGGAGAAAUGAACAUGACAUUCUGAGCCUUGACAGACAGACAUGCAUGGAUCAGGAUGGCACCUCCCUAACAACACAGGGAGUGAUUUAAUUUUAGAAUGCAAUUAUUUUUUUUCUUUUCAAGUCUCUCUUGAGUAUGUUUAUAGUGGGAGAUGAUGAUAGAUACUGGUAGUUUAGCGGCGGAGGGUCCUUCUGCAUUCAAUGACAACUCUGAAUCUGCCCAUCAGACCAAAUGUCCAUCUGUUAUUUUUUUGCUUGUGGUAAAUUAAAUAAUAUAUAUUUUAUUUAGCCAAAUAUUAAUAAGGGUGAGGCUUUUAGUAAAUUAACCCAUUGGAAUGUGAUCUAUUUAGAGUGAUUUGAGAAACUUAAGUUGACCACUCCUGUUUGGUAGGUAGAUAGGUUGUUGAAUCUCAUCUGGAUAGUUCAUAGAGAAUGAUAGAGGCCUCUAGUGGCCAAAAGGCUGUUUUAGCAUGAGCAGGGCCAUGAGGGCUUCCACCAUUUUAAUGUAGUCAACUGGGUGGGACUUCCAACUUCAUUGACCGAUCCCUACUGGUGACCCUGUUGGAGUCGUGCAACCAGGUCAUCAGGAGGGUUCAGCCAAUCGGGAAGAAGAAAAUGGACUACUUUGAAAUGGAGAUUGCCUCAAUGAAGCUGUCACAGUUGCCAUAAUGGCACGGAUACAAUGAUGAGGCCUCUUUCCAUCUCUAUGGGAUAGUUUCACCUCUUACUCCUGCACCUUUAGGACCCAUAGGAAGCUACUUGGUGCUGGGCGGGUCAGGCGUGCCAAUGUAGCAUUAACCUCUGAACUCUGACCUUCGGGCUCUGAUGUAUUUAUGUACAAAGUUGGUUAAUUUAAUCAGAUAUUAUAUAUGUAUUAUUCUUUAUUUUGGAUCUGACUGCUAUUUUUCUAUGCGAGUAAAGGACACCUGGUUAACUGGAAGGAUGGCUGGCGAUGUGAAGCCCAGUUUAAGGAGGAUAAUGUUAAGUAUUUCUUUUUUUUUUUUAGAUACUGGUAUGGCUGUUUUGAUUUCAUUAUUGCACAUUUGUCCUCAUCUUCUAAGAUAACAAAUCCUAUUUAUGUCAUUUCAUAUUUCAAGUUUACUGUGGUAGCUAUGGGUAAUGUUAGGUCCACAAUUCUCCAUUUACCUUAUUACAGUAUUAAACCUGACAGUGAUUGAAGAACAGGGGAAUGACCAUCAACUAAGAUUCACAUGAAUAUUUCAGAUAUGACAUAAUUUGAGUGAGCCGAAGGUCAUAAAGUACUGUAUAAGAUACUGGGAGGCGUUUAGUCAACUCUGACAAGGGUUGUAAUUGAAGAUCUGAAGUUGUCUUUGUCAUGCCAGUAUGUUGUAACCAACCACCAUAAUGAUGUUUUGAUAACUCCCUAACCCUCUCACACACAGUGUUAUGUAGCGUAUGUAUACUGUACAUUAGAUGGAUAGUGCCGGUUAGUUACUGUAAUACCAUUCCUUGGUGGAAACCGUUGAUUUUCUUAACACUGAUUCUCUGUACUGUUUUUGUAGGAGAGGAGGGUCUUUAGUGUAAUCGUAGCCAAAAUGUCCUUUGUGUUCACUAUUUGUCUUUUUUUCCCAACUCAUGUUAUUUUUUUACGCCUCUGCUUUCCCCCUUCUUCCUCCACAUGUUGCUUCCAGUCUUCUCAGAAUCACUUGGAUCAGAGUAGAGUCAGCGAAGAUGACCUGAACAUGUUUAUGCAAACCUUACUGUUCACAAAGCAUGUUGUCAAACAGCAGCACUGACGGCCAGCAAUGCCACUGCUGAGAUCAGUAGUGUUCAUGGCAAUAAUUAGACGUUGGAGAACCCUGAGAAUGCUACAGAACCAAUCAGGAUAGAGCAAUAUUUCUCCAAGCAGGCCCUGGCUUCAUCCAAUUGGGUAGGCCCCUUAAGGUCCUCAAUUCUGUGUUGAGUCAUCAAGAGGUCAUGACAGUCAUCCUGUCAUUGCUCCCAAAUUGAUCUGGAUCUGGAAUCAGUUUUCACUCCUGAAAUAGCCAGGAUGAGUCAACAGAGACACUUAGGUCCUGAGUGCAUUUCUGCAUUGGUCCUGAAAUCCUUGAGCUUGAUUGCUUUUAAUCGGGAGCGUCCCACCGAUUAGAUGUUUUUAAAGGUUGUUGCUUUUAAUUUUUUCUAUUUUGUCAUUGCUUUCUCCCCAACUGUAUGUCUUUUGUUUUUUUAAGUUUACAUGGAACUGUUAUUGGUGGAAAAAUAAAAUCCUAGAUAAUGAAAUGCAUUCCUUACCUGCAGAAAAUCUACACAUGAUGUAUUUAAAUGAUAAUGACAGUUGUGAUGAAAAAUAACCAAUAAUAUAUUAAAGAACCCUGCUCUGCCUUGCA
Salvelinus namaycush (lake trout) is the source of this 6522-nucleotide messenger RNA. RefSeq names its product TBC1 domain family member 10A-like. Bases 433 to 3306 code for a protein of 957 amino acids. The transcript is spliced from 10 exons. NCBI's taxonomy places the organism in Eukaryota, Metazoa, Chordata, Actinopteri, Salmoniformes, Salmonidae. The record is from RefSeq and is a predicted model, not a curated record.